AUGACGAAGGAUUUGGAUGUGAUAGUGGACGGGCUGUUGAGUGAUAUACGGCCCGAUGUAGUGAUUGUGGAUCAAGCUAGGUGUAUACCGGCGCUGGUGUUGUCGGGCAUACCAUGGGUGGCCACAUGUAGUUUCAAUCCACUGUUUUUCAUACCGGAUGAGCGCACACCUCCUGAAUUGUCAGGUCUAUCGAUAACUAGCCCUAAAAGCGAGUGGAAAGCCUUCAAGGAUGCCAUAAACUCAGCUCAAUAUUCCGGUUGGAAAACAUUCAAUGAAUGGGUGGUAUCGCGAGGUAUACCCCCUUUGGAGACCAAC
This is a messenger RNA of Oppiella nova, 315 nucleotides long. Lineage: Eukaryota; Metazoa; Arthropoda; Arachnida; Sarcoptiformes; Oppiidae. The record is from the annotation of a GenBank genome assembly.